AUGUCGACGCCGGUAACGGACACACCCUCCAAGAAGAGAAUCGAUGAAGUAUUAAGAGGAAACUAUGAUAAGAAGUAUAGACCAAACAUGCAUGGGCCACCUGUUAUUGUGACGGCCAGUGUACUCAUCAAUAGUUUCUAUUCCUCUACAGACACAGGAAUGGAUUAUACAGUUACGUUAUUUCUUCGAACACGAUGGGUUGAUCCCCGACUAGAGUACACUGAUGAUAAAAACCAAACGCUGACGUUACAUUCAGAUGGAGUUAAUGAAGUCUGGGUGCCACCUCUUUACUUCCCAGAUGAGAAGUCUGGACAGUUUCAUAAACUGACAACGGAGAACGUGUUGUUGAGAAUAUACCCUGAUGGGACUGUACUACAUAGUGCAAGAUUCACUAUCACAUUGAGUUGUAUGAUGCAUUUAGAACGCUAUCCAAUGGAUGAACAGACAUGCAAUAUGGAAAUUGAAAGCU
Messenger RNA from Saccoglossus kowalevskii, 469 nucleotides. RefSeq names its product glycine receptor subunit alpha-2-like. The record is from RefSeq and is a predicted model, not a curated record. Gene Ontology annotation, cellular component: membrane. Gene Ontology annotation, biological process: monoatomic ion transmembrane transport. Gene Ontology annotation, molecular function: transmembrane signaling receptor activity; extracellular ligand-gated monoatomic ion channel activity. Lineage: Eukaryota; Metazoa; Hemichordata; Enteropneusta; Harrimaniidae.